AUGAAGUACCUCGAUUUGUGCGCCCUCCACGAGGUCAACCUCGCCCUCAACUUCGACACGCAAGAUACAGCCAUCAUCGGCGGAUGCGAUCUGUGGACGAUAAAAGCAGCCGGUAGCGACAAGAAACUAUACAAGCGCAUCGAGCGGACGCUCGAGGAGCGACACAAGGACUUGCUGUCGGCGGUGGCAGGGCUCUCCGAGCAAUCUGCCGCUCAGUUUGCAGACCAACUCGAUGUCUCUCGAGACACACCAUUCGGAACCUUCAGCGAAGCCGCGAACCGUCAUACAUUUGCCUACCUGAUCGCGACGCUCAACGCAACCCACAUCGAUUACGAUUUCGCCAACACACUGAACCCGGACGAGUUCCGUCGCGAGACCAUACACAGCUUCAUGCACAAGAUCGAUACAACAAUGUACUACCUCCGCCCACAAGUUUACUCUGCAGGACUACCAGCAGGCGCAGUCACACCGCUUGGCUCACCGAUCUGGAGUCCACGGAGUUGGCACCUACUUGAUAGCGAGAUGGAGAUGUCAAACUGCGAAUACUAUGCAUGGGAGCCUUCAGAUGACCCAUUUGCCGACGACGGCGCCAUUUGGAGUCACCACUUUUUCCUGUACAACAAGGAGCGUAAGCGAGUCGCAUACUUCUACCUCCGCGGAGUAUCCGCUCUGUCAAACUCGCCUAGUGUCGCCAUGUCGCUCAUGUCCAAGUUCAAAGCAUCGAAAUACGAGUCCAGCGCCAACGCAGGAAGCAGGAAGCGUGCCGAGUACUGGCUCGGUGACCGUGCCAGGAAAGGACUCGAGGCAUACGGAGACAGUGACGAGCUCGACAACAUGGUCAUUGAUCACCCUGGUGAUGUUGUCGACGCUGAACAACAACGGUACCUACCGGCCAGGGAGAUGAGUAUGGAUGCCGAAUACUACGAGAGUGAGGACGACAGCGAUGUUGAGUCACUGGUCGAUCGAGAGAGGGCUGUGAGCAAGAUACGGUCGAUGAGCGAGUGCGCCAUGGAAAGGAUGGAGGUCUGA
Molecule: messenger RNA, 1029 nt
Organism: Alternaria arborescens
Lineage: Eukaryota; Fungi; Ascomycota; Dothideomycetes; Pleosporales; Pleosporaceae
Exons: 2
Coding region: 1-1029 (342 amino acids)
Biological process (GO): negative regulation of transcription by RNA polymerase III
Cellular component (GO): nucleus
Molecular function (GO): RNA polymerase III core binding
Source: RefSeq, a predicted model, not a curated record